This is a messenger RNA of Suillus plorans, 1534 nucleotides long. RefSeq lists its product as uncharacterized. The record is from RefSeq and is a predicted model, not a curated record. The coding region runs from base 348 to 1154 and encodes 268 amino acids. Gene Ontology annotation, molecular function: N-acetyltransferase activity. Lineage: Eukaryota; Fungi; Basidiomycota; Agaricomycetes; Boletales; Suillaceae. The transcript has 3 exons.
GUCGAGAGAACAGUUCAACCCACGUUCGAUAAAGUGUGUGAAGCAAGCGAGUUUGAGGAUUUCCAAGUCAAACCUUCAGUGUCUUCAAGCACAGUCUCCACCAAUGAUAAUCCUCAGCGGAACUUGUUUGCCUCGAGCACUAUCCAUCGCACAUGCAUGGGCCUGCACUUCGAAGGCAGUUGCUGAAUUUCCGAAUCCUAAGGCAGCACUGCUGUGGAUCGCAUUAUUGUUGUGCCUGCCUAGACAAACGUGCGAUGAAAAGUUGCUACAAAUCAUGGCAGUGAAACUACAAGCUGUUUCAUUCUCACUCCCAUCCAUUUGCACGGUAUAAUCAUCACGGUAUAAUCAUGACAGAAGCUCAUGCGUGCAUCCGGUUGUAUGAGGCUUCCGAUGACAAACGGGUCAGGUUCAGCAUCGGAAAGGCCUCGAUGGAGGGUCUCGCAGUCGCAAAUCGGAGUGCCUUUUUCCACCCAUUCACGCUUAGUGCCUGGGUGGCCCUGUCAUGCAUCAUGAUCCAGUAUCUCAACUGGUGGCCUAGACCGGAGUACGGGUUCCUUGGUUAUUUGCAACCUUUUCCAGCUUUUGGAUGUUGGGGCGCCGUUAUACUCUACCUCAUGGAUUGGUUCAACCGCCCACACUUCGAAGAUGCGUCUCUUGACUUGUUGCGAAGACCAGAUGUCGCGGACAUCGCAAACUAUUAUCGGCGAUCUCCCUCAUCAGGCCUUUUCAUCCUCGAGUAUGCCGGAAAGUUCGUCGGUCUCAUUGCUAUCGACGCGUCCAAGGACUCUCAGUCACAAAGCACGCUUAUGGACAAGGGAAAGCUACCUUCAUCCCUGAAGUCGAAGCAUACAAUGCCUCAGGGAACAUCGUCCGUCGCCACAAUCCGUCAUUUUUAUAUCGAGGAGCCAUAUAGGAAAGCAGGGAUCCAAAAGGACCUGCUCGCACAUGCCAUACAGCAUGCAUUUAAAGUGGACAAUACAGUCAAGGAGAUCAAGGUGGCCACUACUUCCCUGAUACUGUAUGCUCAAAAGUGCAUCCACGACGCCGGGUUUGCUUUGGAGAAGCCUAUUGGCAAGUUUGGUGUUUAUGGGUGGAAACUUGACCUACUCGUUCUCCGGAGGGCACAGUGGGAAAAACAAGAUGUUGUUUCGUAAAGUUAAUUAUUUACAAAUGUCGUAGUAGUUAGAAGGAACGGCUAUAUCGAGGACUUCAGUGGUUCCAGCGACUUGAGCCAUAUCAUGUUGAAGCAACUUGGACUCACCACAAAGAGAAGAUGUCUUUAUUCUCUUCCAUCAUCAACAACCCAAUAGGAUUAAAACCACAUCAACCACUGAUUAUCCUUCAGUCGUCUUCCGCACAGACAUGUUAUCCCAUCUUGAGGAAUCUGAUCUCAAAUUUCAGACCGACUACCCAGACUCUACUGUUUUGCUUCCUGCAUCCACCAUCGAGCUUGAUAAAUGUCGAUGAGGCUCCAAACAUCAUUGCGUUCGACUUCACUGAGCGAAUUCCCGGCUAUGACGAUCCGUGGUGUGGU